Loxodonta africana (African savanna elephant) is the source of this 6550-nucleotide messenger RNA. RefSeq names its product glycogen synthase kinase 3 beta (gene GSK3B). Gene Ontology annotation, cellular component: axon; glutamatergic synapse; cytoplasm. Gene Ontology annotation, molecular function: beta-catenin binding; ATP binding; tau-protein kinase activity. Gene Ontology annotation, biological process: protein phosphorylation; regulation of neuron projection development; extrinsic apoptotic signaling pathway in absence of ligand. The coding region runs from base 498 to 1748 and encodes 416 amino acids. NCBI's taxonomy places the organism in Eukaryota, Metazoa, Chordata, Mammalia, Proboscidea, Elephantidae. The record is from RefSeq and is a predicted model, not a curated record. The transcript is spliced from 12 exons.
GGGGCCGCAGCGCUUCCCGUGGCCUCGCCGAGCCACCCCCUCCCCCUGCUCCCCUCCCCCCGCGGCCGGCGGGAGACUCGUGAUCCUUCCGCCGCUUCCCUUCUUCAUUGACUCGGAAAAAAAAUCCCCGAGGAAAAGACAAUCUUCACAGGACUUAUUUUCAAUCAAGUAUUUGCCCUGCUGCACGUGAUAGGUAUUUUUUAGGAGCUUUCUUUUUUCCUCCCCGCCUCCUCCCUGAAAGGGAGGGAGAAGAAUUGUAUUUUUUUCACCCAAAUCAUCUAUAUGUUAAAUAUCUAUACCGAUCUGUCUUGAAGGAGAAAUCCAUCUUUUUUUUUUUUUUAAUAAUAUAAAAGGAGUGCAAAGCCAAGAGGACGAAGUCUUUUUCUUUUUCCCGGGGAGAACUUAAUGCUGCAUUUAUCAUUAACCUAACACCCCAACAUAAAACAAUAGGAAGACAAGAGGAAGGAAGGAAAAGGUGAUUCGGGAAGAGAGUGAUCAUGUCAGGGCGGCCCAGAACCACCUCCUUUGCGGAGAGCUGCAAGCCAGUGCAGCAGCCUUCAGCUUUUGGCAGCAUGAAAGUUAGCAGAGACAAGGAUGGCAGUAAGGUGACCACAGUGGUGGCAACUCCUGGGCAGGGUCCAGACAGGCCGCAGGAAGUCAGCUAUACAGACACUAAAGUGAUUGGAAAUGGGUCGUUUGGUGUGGUAUAUCAAGCCAAACUUUGUGAUUCAGGAGAACUGGUUGCCAUCAAGAAAGUAUUGCAGGACAAAAGAUUUAAGAACCGAGAGCUCCAGAUCAUGAGAAAGCUAGACCACUGUAACAUAGUCCGAUUGCGUUAUUUCUUCUACUCAAGCGGUGAGAAGAAAGAUGAGGUCUAUCUUAAUCUGGUGCUGGACUAUGUUCCGGAAACAGUAUACAGAGUUGCCAGACACUAUAGUCGAGCCAAACAGACGCUCCCUGUGAUCUAUGUCAAGUUGUAUAUGUAUCAGCUGUUCCGAAGUUUAGCCUAUAUCCAUUCCUUUGGAAUCUGCCACCGGGAUAUUAAACCACAAAACCUCUUGUUGGAUCCUGAUACAGCUGUCUUAAAACUCUGUGACUUUGGAAGCGCAAAGCAGCUGGUCCGAGGAGAGCCCAAUGUUUCCUAUAUCUGUUCUCGGUACUACAGGGCACCGGAGUUGAUCUUUGGAGCCACUGAUUACACCUCCAGCAUAGAUGUGUGGUCUGCAGGCUGUGUGUUGGCUGAACUGUUGCUAGGACAACCAAUAUUUCCAGGGGACAGUGGUGUGGAUCAGUUGGUGGAAAUAAUCAAGGUCCUGGGAACACCAACAAGGGAGCAAAUUAGAGAAAUGAAUCCAAAUUACACAGAAUUCAAAUUCCCUCAAAUUAAGGCACAUCCUUGGACAAAGGAUUCGGCAGGAACAGGACAUUUCACCUCAGGAGUGCGGGUCUUCCGACCCCGAACCCCACCGGAGGCCAUUGCACUGUGUAGCCGUCUGCUGGAGUAUACACCGACUGCCCGACUGACGCCACUGGAAGCUUGUGCACAUUCAUUUUUUGAUGAAUUACGGGACCCAAAUGUCAAACUACCAAAUGGGCGAGACACACCUGCACUCUUCAACUUCACCACUCAAGAGCUGUCCAGUAAUCCACCUCUGGCUACCAUCCUUAUUCCUCCUCAUGCUCGGAUUCAAGCAGCUGCUUCAACCCCUACAAAUGCCACAGCAGCCUCAGGUGAGGACACACGCUAACGCUGGAGACCGUGGACAGACCAAUAACGCCGCUUCCGCAUCGGCUUCCAACUCCACCUGAGCAGCCCCAGGCAGCCAGCUGCGCGGGAAGAACCACCAGUUCCUUGAGUGUCACUCAGCAACACUGGUCACGUUUGGAAAGAAAAUUAAAAAGAGGAAAAAAAAAAAAAAAAACCUGUUCAUUUUAGUGUUCAAUUUUUUAUUAUUAUUGUUGUUCUUAUUUAACCUUGUAAAAUAUCUAUAAAUACGAACCAAUUUCAUUGUAUUCUCACUUUGAGGGAGAUCCAGGGGGUGGGAGGGCGGUGGGGAGGGAAAGCGGAGCACUAGAACACACAAUCUCUCUCCCGCGACAAUCUUUUUUUAUCAAAGGUCUGCUGUUAUAUACUUUCAAAACAGGACUCCUGCCUCAUGCCCCUUCCACAAAAGAAGACAACCUGGUUCUGUGCUGAAGUUUUUUUGAACUUUGUUUUCUUUUAAAGUCAAGUGUAAAACUUUGGUAUAGUGCACAGCUUGAAAUUGGCUGGGAGCUUAGCAGGUAUAAGUCAGUGGGGACUUAAAUGUCACUUGUAAAUUAAUCCAUAUCCUCGGGUAUCUGAAGACUUACCUUUGGCAUGUUGGUGGCAGGUCUGGCAGACAUAAUGUGUAUCAUUCAUAACCCAGGGAGGUAAAUAAAGUUUGAAACUGUAAGGGUAAGAUUCUUAAUUGGUUCGUUUAGGCUUUGAUUGCUCUUAAUCAGGGCUCGUGGUAAAGGAAUUUGUCUAGGAGGCUGUCAGACCAGGGGCAGGCAGAACUCUGACUGCCCUGAGAGCAGAUCUGCGUUUGCCAGACCAAAGGCUGUCUGCACAUCUUCGUACAGUUUUAAAGUAGUGACUUAGAAGGAGACGGAGAGGGGUACUGGGCAGGCCACUUGGGCUGCAGAGGUCACACACAGAUGCCACGGAGGCACCCACCAGCCAGGGAUUCUUCGGCACAUCUCACCACUGUGAAUGAAUUUUUCCAGACUUUUUCUAAAGUCGCUUCCCUUGGAAAGAUAAACUUGAGAGGACACUAUAGUUAAAUAAUGUGAACUGUAACGGUCUACUGGUUUGGUUUUCAUGUUUUUAAUUAGAAAUUGAGCUUGCUGAAAUUGCUAUAUUCUACACUUAGUUCUAAUUUUAAAUCCAAAUCUAGAAUCUGUAUUUAAUUUUCACUUUUUUAACCUCAUGCUUUUUAAACUUUAUUUAUUGAUGCAUGUCAGGCCAUUAUGAUUUUAGAUGGUAGGAAUUUUGAAAACUACACAUCAAAAUUAUAUAAACAGUCACUUGUACCUGCUGACUCUAUUGGAAAGCUGAUUAUAGACAUCUGUGUAUAUAUGUUAUAUAUACAUAUAUUCAGUACUGCCUUUUUUUUUUUUCCUCUUUGUCUCCAGUAUCAAAAUGGACUGGUUGAAGCAUGAGAAGAAUGUUGUCCCCCAUGCCCAGUUAAGAGUUUUUGUCCUGUUUUCUUUGUGUAUUAGCGAGUGGUAUAAGAAUCAAAGUCUCUGUUUUUGCAGAAAAAGCAAUAUUCCUUGGAAAGCAAGGAGGACUGAAGGAUUAUGUUUGCAGCGAGGAAAUAGAUUUUCACGACUAGUUUUUUGUACCCUUUUCAGGCUGGCAUCUGCGUGGGCCUUACAUACUCUAAAAUGAACCUUAGUCACCUUGGUGCUUAGGGCCAUUACUUGACCUAGGAAUCUUUAAGGCACAAUCAGCUGUACUUUACAUUUAAAGGUCACUUGAGUGAUGGCCGCCUUUCCCUCCCACCCGCUCCUCCCCCCACACACCUUCCAAGGUUAUCUGAACCCUAGAUUGUGUGGAACCUCCCUUCAACCUCAUUGCCACCUUAGGUCACAUUUGGGGUCUCGCCCUCCAGGUGGUUUGGAAGUGGAGUCUCUUAGCAGCCCUCUUGCAGGCCCCAGCGCCCCGUCCUGCUUAACCAAGUAUGUGUGACUCUCCGAGAGAGUCCUCCUGCCUGCUGAAGUGAACCAGUACCCAGAAAGAGAACUGUGCGCCAUCUUCAUUUUCACUCACUGUUUAGCUGAGCUCAUAGGCCACAGUCAGGGAGGGCUCCUUAUGCUGCUGGUGAUACAAGAGUUCAUGAGAGAGGAGAGACACUCACUCAGUCAAACCAAAUCAACUGAUUUUUACUUUUCAUAAUGAGCUUUCAAGAGCUAAUCAAAUUCAAAAGCAGUCUGAAAUCAAAGUGUUUAGUAGCAUAAUUCCUUAAAUGGAAUGAAUGGCAGAUCAUUGACAGAAAUGAACCUGCUUUCAGACCAAACUGCCUAGGCUAACAUUUGGACACAGACACUAGAGUCUGUAAAAACCAGUGCUUGCUUUAGGAAACGCUUCCCCACCACCACCACCAAACAAGAGAGGAAAAGGAAAGUCAAGUGCUUUUCUCUCAUUUUCUCGUGUGUGUGAGGGCUAAGGUGCAGCGAUUUUUUUCUUUCUCAAGGAUCAUGGCAGGAUCACAGAACUCUUUUAUACAAGUGAGAUCCAGGUCUCCGAAUAUCUUUUUGUAAAUAAUAAUAAUAAAAAGCUCCUCACCAAAUUCAAGCUUGUACAUUAUAUUUUCUUUCGACGUUUUUAAAUUUAAGUUUUAUUGUUUUGUAUGUAAAUACGUGGACCCAGGAACUGUUAUUUUAAUGAGCAAAAAGUUACUGUUCAGGGCAGUGAUUCUGUUUAAUAAUCAGACAAAAUGUAGACGAGCUUUUUAAAGCCAUAUAGUUUUAACUCUGUACAGUAGGUACCGGCCUGUAUUAUUGUAACAAUAACUCUAGCAAUGUAUAGUGUAUCUAUAUAGUUUGGAGUGCCUUCGCUUCCAUGUGUUUGGGUUUUUUUGUUUGUUUUUCAUUUUUUUUUUUAAUUUUAAUUGGUUUCCCUGAUCCAUGUCUCACUCACCCAUCUCCUUUCCCUUUUAAAUAAUAGUUCACUCAUAAAACAGCAUCUGUGCCCCUUUCACAGUCGUCAGGUUUCAGUGGCGCUGCGCUCCGUGGUGGAAAGAGGAAACCUUGUUCCGAAUCUCACUUCUCCAAGCCCUGUCUUUGUUUUGGUUCUGAGCGGGUUUCCUCCUCUGUAGCAGUGACGGGUUUCGUUUCAUACUUAGUCCAUUCAGGGCCUCAGUCUAGCACCAGGGAGCCUAGAGCUGGAGGAUAUGGAAAAGAUUGGAUUUAGCCCGUCUCUUCCCCAAGCCCUAAUUGCGGGUCUUAAAAACAGCAGAUUCCGGGAGCCUUCCGUGCUCUCGCGCUCUCCUUAACCUGGUUUCCUCCCAGAAGAGAGACAGAGAGAGAACUGGUUUUUAUAAAUCAAAGUUUCUUAAUAGUGUCGGGUUUUGAUACAUCAGUGGUCUAAAAUGCUGUAGGGCAAUUACUAGCGACCAUGGACACAGAGGCCGGUGGUUUUAACGCGAGCGCUCCUAGCCCAUCCCCUCCCUCCUGCCAUCUCUUCCCCUUUCAAUGAAAUGUUAUUUUAAUUUCUUAAUAAAAUCCAUUUAAUUCUUACUGUGCGCCCAAUGUGAAGGCCUUUUUUGAAAGAAAAAAAAAAUCAAAAUGACUUGUUUUGCCUCCAAGUACUUCAUAUAAGAUGUCUUGAAUAGAAGAACAAACUUUACCAAACCAAAGGUUGUUAUUUUUGAAACAUCGUGUGUUCAUUCCAACAAGGCAGAGACUGCGCCUUCUUUCCAAUGACAUGUCGUUUUUUUAAGUCCUCCUAUUAGACAUAUUUUUGGUUUGUGUUUUAACAAAGUAUGCCUAACCAGUCAUCUUGUCUGCACCAAUGAGAAGGUUUCUGAGAGGACUAUUAUAUUCCUUAUCCCUGUGGAUAUAAAGACACUGGUGUUUCGUUUGUUUUCCAUUUCCUUUUUAAAGGAUUUAACUUUGGAAUCUUCCAAAGGAAGUUUGGCCGAUGCCAGAUCCCCAAGAGUUUGGGGGGUUUUGUUUGUCGUAAACCAAAAUUGCAUCUGACCCUAUUCGUGUUAGUGAUCAUCUAAUCACAGAGCCAAACACCAUUAUCCCUGUAUAGAAAAAUAAACUAAGCAUACAAUAAAGCCUGUCUUUUCUGGCAGAAACCUGAGCCACUGAAAAUAAGAGAGACAACCGGAAGCACAGCAGAGUCCCAGACUAAGGUCUACCUUUGAGAGGCUUCGAAAGUAAUCCCUGGGGUUUGGAUUCUUUUCACAAAGGUUAUGCCCAGUUUUACUCACGUUUCUUGCUCCGUUUUUUGCACCUCUGCAAUAAAGCAAAAUGACAACCAGUACAUAAGGGGUUGGCUUGACAAAGUAGACUUCCUUGUGUUAACUUCUGAGUUUUUUUUCUUACUAUAUCUGUCUACAGGCAGAUACAGAUAGAUGUAUGAAAAUGUGCUUGCCUGUAAAAUUUGCAUUUAUAAAUGUGUUGCCGAUGGAUCCCUUGGGCCUGUACACAUACCAAUUAGCGUGACCACUUCCAUCUUAAAAACAAAUCUAAACAAAAUAUAAAUAUAUAUAUAUUUAUAUAUAUAUAAAGGACUGUGGGUUGUAUACAAACUUGCAAACACUUGUGCAAAUCUGUCUUGAUAUAAAGGAAAAGCAAAUCUGUAUAACAUUAUUACUACUUGAAUGCCUCUGUGACUGAUUUUAUUUUCAUUUUAAAUAUAAACUUUUUUUGUGAAAAGUAUGCUCAAUGUUUUUUUUCCCUUUCCCCACCCCCCUGUAAAUACAUUUCGUUCUAUGUGACUUGGUUUGGAAAUAGUUAACUGGUACUGUAAUUUGCAUUAAAUAAAAAGUAGGUUAGCCUGGAAAUGAAAUUAAAA